Messenger RNA from Aureobasidium pullulans EXF-150, 1698 nucleotides. RefSeq names its product FabD/lysophospholipase-like protein. NCBI's taxonomy places the organism in Eukaryota, Fungi, Ascomycota, Dothideomycetes, Dothideales, Saccotheciaceae. The transcript has 3 exons. The record is from RefSeq and is a predicted model, not a curated record. The coding region runs from base 45 to 1463 and encodes 472 amino acids. Gene Ontology annotation, biological process: arachidonate metabolic process. Gene Ontology annotation, cellular component: membrane.
UCCUGAGAUUUGUGCGUGAUGAAGAAGUAGAGCGUGACAGGAAAAUGGAGCACGAGGGACACUCAGCACCACGCGCAAGUGAACACGAUGAGGAGAUCCCGCUUGCUUGUCAUUACUGGAAUUUCAUGUUUGGCACAUCCACUGGAGGCAUCAUCGCCAUCAUGCUCGGUCGGCUUCGCAUGAGCAUCGCGGACUGCAUUGCUACCUACCGCAAUCUGGGCAGCGAAAUCUUUGCAAAGCGACAGACUUUCCACUUCCUCGGUCAGAACAAGUAUGACUACGGUAAACUCGAGCAAAUCAUCCAGGAUGUGGUACGGAGGCAUGGCGGUAACGACCUGCCAUUAUCAGACUCCGGUGUGCUGAACAAAGGCCAUCCCGACAAGCAGGAGAGAGUACGAAAUCGAUUGGUACCUUGCCGCGUAGGCGUUUUUGCAGUUCAGAGCGAUACCCAAGGUGGCAUGGACGAGAAGAUUCAUCUCUUCAGGUCAUACUAUAACUCCGCACCCCCAGGCAACAGAGAGCUGGACGACCCUACGAUAAACCUUAGACAACAGCUCGAUGCUCCCAUUUGGAGAAUAGCGCGUGCUACCUCUGCAGCCCCCACAUACUUUCGCUCGAUCGAGGUGAAAGGACUUAGAUUUAUCGACGGGGGCCUGCUAGCCAACAACCCGAGCCAGCUGGCCAGAGCCGAAGUCAAUUCCAUGCACCAGCAUCACCCAUCAGGGGGCUGCAGAACUUCUGAUGGAGGCAUCCGCUUCCUGGUUUCGCUCGGGACUGGAAGACAAGCAGAACAACUGAUCACAAGAGGCGCUGGUCCGAUACCGAAGCUUCUAAGCAUUGUGAGACGUGCGCUCAAAGAGAUGACGAAUCCCGAACCAGUUCAUCAGGAUCUGAAAAGAGUCCUUGACCCUAAAAUCUACCACCGCUUCAAUGUCGAAAAGGGCCUCAAGAACAUGAAGCUCGACGAAUGUAAAGUGCUAAAAGACGGCCAAAAAUCCCACAACCUCACUUUCAGCAAGAUAGAAGAAGCAGUUAAGGACUAUCUCGGUGAAGACGAUGUCUGGAAACGCUUGAAGGAUUUGGCGAGGCAGCUUGUUGAUCAUCGCCGAGAGAGACGCAGACCCGGAUACGAAUGGUUCCGCGGCCUCUCUAUACCAGGUCCUCUCUUAAACCCGAUUGAUGACGCUUUCAGGAGCGAGGAUACGAGCAACGGUGCCACCAACGUCAAUCGGAGAGGCUCCUUGCCCGAACCAUUGAACCGAGCCGUCGAGAUGCCCACAACAAUCCCAGAGAUGCCGACAGGACUAAUGAUAUCUGAAUUACAACCCAACAGCCCAAUACAAGACUUAACCAGGAGUCUCCCGACAAGUCCAACAUACAUGCCUUUCGACUCAGCCAUGACUCCACAGGAGGAGUGGUGUUUACCAACCUCGCACGUACUGGAAUAUCAUACUCCGAAUUGACCACGUCUGCCCCAGACUAACCAUUUACGAAUGUGCUCGAUUUACUUCUAACAUCUUGAUUACUGACUCUCUUUCCUUCAACUCCAUGAAGCUGUCUUCUUUGUUAUUUUCCCAUCCUCAUGAUACCAUCUUCAUUGCUUCCUGAUGAUACGGUCCUUUACUCAUGCGUUGCUUGCCUUCUACGCUUCAUGCCCCAUUUGCCCAUUACACUUUCUUAUACUGAUACUAAGUCGGC